UGAGAGGCGCUGUGUGUGUGCGAGCCGUUCUGGAGGGAGCGCGAGACGGCUGCCGUAUCCCUGAGCACGAGGAUGGGCUGCAAUCUGUGUAGUUUACAGAAGAGAGAGGAGCAUUAUAAACUACUGUAUGAGAUCUCACAGGUGAACGGGAGGGAUCUGUCGAGAGCCAGUCAUGAGGAGGCGGCGGAAGCUCUGCGCAGUGCUAAAGACCCCAUCGUGGUGCAGGUGCUCCGGCGGACUCCUCGGCCCCGGGGUCAAGGGUCAGUGCAGGACGUGUGCACGCAGACGGAGAUCACCUUCGAGCACAUCAUGGCUUUGGCCAAACUGCGUCCCGUCUCACCGCCGGUGCCGGAUCUCUGCCCCUUCCUCCUGUCGGACAGUGCGGCGGAUGCUGAUGAGGUUGAGCUGCGUCGAGUGAGCCGUCAGGAGAAGCUGGGCCUCACGCUGUGCUACAGAACAGAUGAUGAGGAGGACAGUGCCAUCUACAUCAGCGAGGAGGAGCCGUGGCUGGAUGAUGAGCACAGCGAAUUCUUAGAGGAGCUGAAGAUGGAAAUGCUGGAGGAGCAGAGGAGAGAAGAGGAGGAGGAGACGAAGAGAGCGGCUCGAGAGGAAGAGGAGGAGGAGACGAAGAGAGAGGCUCGAGAGGAAGAGGAGGAGGCCAGACAAACUCAAGAUGAAAGCAUCACAGCGUCCUGCUCCUACAACCACCAGAAGAUCAUCGAUCCAACGGCCGCUUCGGAGAAGAGCGUCCUCGCACAGAUCCAGAAGAAGCUAUCGCGGUGUCUGCACCAGAGCUCAGCGUCGGGACGGAGCGGAGAGGAGAAGGACGAGCGCUGUCGACAGCUCUUGGAGCUGAAGUGUCAGAUCCGCAACAGCGGCGAGUACGACCUCUUCUACGCUCGCAGCAGCACCAUCGAGUGCAGCCUGACGGAGCCCAGCGGCGUGGAGCGUGAGCUCCGCAUGCUUAACGAGGAGCUGCGCAGCAUCCAGAUGGAGUGCCAGAACAUCAUGAAGGCGCAUCAGCUGGGAUCCCGCAAGCUAGUGGACAUCAGCGAGCAUCCCGAGAAGUCGGACAAGGACAGUUCGAGCGCGUACAACACGGCCGAGAGCUCGCGCAGCACGCCGCUAACCAUGGACCGCUCUCCGGAGCGCCGCAGGGUCAGCCUGACCAGCCAGAAGAACCUGUUGGCGCUCCGAAGGGUGCCGAGUGGCAGUCCCGAUCACAGCAACCCGUCUGAGUCCGAACAGACGCCUCCCGAAGGCUCUCACUCGCGAAUCCCCGCACGGUGCCAGCGGCCGGUGGACGACCCGGUGCAUGCGCGACAGCACCAGAGCUACGUGCAGUUGAUCCAGCAGCAGUCGGCGGUGGAGUUCACCCUCAGCGGUCCGCAGGUCGCACGGCCUUCCGAACCCAAGAUGGAGUGGAAGGUCAAGGUCCGGAGCGACGGAACCAGGUACAUCACCAAACGGCCCGUCCGCGACCGACUCCUCCGGGAGCGAGCCCUCAAGAUCAAGGAGGAGCGCAGCGGCGGCAUGACGACCGACGACGAUGCCAUGAGCGAGAUGAAGAUGGGACGCUACUGGAGCAAAGAGGAGCGCAAGCAGCACCUCCUGCGUGCCAAGGAGCAACGGCGGCGGCGUGAGUUCAUGCAGCGGAGCCGCUUGGAGAGCCUGCGGGAGAAUCCACUCAGCAACGGCGAGGGAAUCAUCUAG
Messenger RNA from Sinocyclocheilus grahami, 1713 nucleotides. RefSeq names its product PDZ domain-containing RING finger protein 4-like. The record is from RefSeq and is a predicted model, not a curated record. Gene Ontology annotation, molecular function: protein binding. The coding region runs from base 73 to 1713 and encodes 546 amino acids. Lineage: Eukaryota; Metazoa; Chordata; Actinopteri; Cypriniformes; Cyprinidae. The transcript has 7 exons.